This is a messenger RNA of Calliphora vicina (urban bluebottle blowfly), 1242 nucleotides long. RefSeq lists its product as uncharacterized. The record is from RefSeq and is a predicted model, not a curated record. Lineage: Eukaryota; Metazoa; Arthropoda; Insecta; Diptera; Calliphoridae. Bases 1 to 1242 code for a protein of 413 amino acids. The transcript is spliced from 3 exons. Gene Ontology annotation, molecular function: protein binding.
AUGCCCUUAUUAGAGGCACCUCAAGAUUUAAGUGAAUCCUCUCCAGAUGUAUCUAUCAACCAAGAAGCACCAGCACAAGCAGAGGCACAAGUUCGAGUUUUACCAGUGGCUGCAGCACAAAUACGCUUGCCCACACCGGAACGGCACAUACAAGUAAGUGCAGAAGUUUUACAACUAAACAACAGGAAUCGUGAAAGAAACGUUCGGAUACUGGGCUCAUUUGAUCGUGAUAUCAUAGAAUCUGAAGAAGAAAAUCAUUUUCCGGCAUAUGUACACUUAUUGCCAGUGGUGUUGCCACCACAAGCUCCCGAACCUACUUUAGAUGAGCUGUUGAGACGUGUUACCUCACGCACCGAUCUACACAAUGUGGAAUCUGUUAGAUUGCGUGUUAUCUCCUAUACUUUGAGUUUAUCACAUUUGGCUUUAUUUUUGCCACGUCUUCAACAUUUGGAUUUGAGUGGUUCGGUAUUAUGCUCUUUACGGGAUUUAGGUUUCGGUUUGAUACAUUUGAAUCACUUAAAUGUGAGCAAUUGUGGUCUAAAUAGUUUCGAUGGCACCAGUGGUUUUCCUGCUCUACAUGUGCUUAUAGCCGAUGACAAUAUGAUACAACGUAUAAGUACUUUAACGGAUUUAACAUUGUUGCAACAUUUGAGUGUACGCAACAAUCGUAUUAGUGAAUUAAGUAUGUUGACAUUUCUGGGAUUAUGUGCAAAUUUGAUGGAAUUGCAAUUACAAGGAAAUCCCGUACGUCAUCAACCCUUCUACAGGCAGACAUUACAACGUUGUAUACCCUCGUUGCAAGUGUUGGACGGUGUGGCGUUACAAAAUGAUGAAGUUAACCAGGAAAUGGCAACAAACACUCUGCCAUCUCUGGAUAGUGAUGAAAUUUCCUCAUUAUCCUCAGCCUCAAAUUCCAUAAAGUUGGAUCAACGUCCUGCUACAGCACCCACAAUAAACUGUGAUAGUUCAAAUAAUUGCUCAAUAUCUGGUCAAAGACCCAAUUCGGUUUCGGUAACCUCUCGUUGCAAUUCUUUGUCUUCAGGCUCUCCUGUGAUAGGUUCCGUUGUUGCUUUAGCUCGCCAAAGACCACAUCGUAAACAUCAUAUGGCCAAUGCUUGGGCCUCAUCCGAUAGUUCAUCGUAUUCAACAGCUUCCUCUACUAGUUCGACACGACCUCCUUCUUCUGUUUCGUCAAAUGGUAGUUACGAUUGCAUAUCAAACGCUCAAGCUACUGAGAAAUAA